Eutrema salsugineum is the source of this 687-nucleotide messenger RNA. RefSeq names its product 50S ribosomal protein L35, chloroplastic. Gene Ontology annotation, cellular component: large ribosomal subunit; ribosome. The coding region runs from base 128 to 577 and encodes 149 amino acids. The record is from RefSeq and is a predicted model, not a curated record. NCBI's taxonomy places the organism in Eukaryota, Viridiplantae, Streptophyta, Magnoliopsida, Brassicales, Brassicaceae. Gene Ontology annotation, molecular function: structural constituent of ribosome. The transcript is spliced from 3 exons. Gene Ontology annotation, biological process: translation.
ACAGCCGACGAUAAUCCGAAUUUUCCGAAUUCCUCAUCCGUUCACUAAGCUUAUCUUCUUCCUCCCUCCUUGCAAUUGCAGUAAGAGCAAACAAAGAUUCAAAAGACGCCGAGAGCACAAACCCAUUAUGGCAUCUCUCUCCAUGGCUUCCGUUAACCUAAGAUUCUCUCCUUUACGCUCUUCACCAAGUGUUUCCCUUCGCGUUCCCGUUCAAUUCGCUCGAUUCAACAAGGCGUGUUCGAGCCUUGGCUCAACUCACUGCAUUUCUGGGCUUCGCGCGGUUUUUCCUCAGAAGAUUUCCUCAGUUGUUUCCUCGCAUUCUCAGAGGCUUAAGUCUCUUACCGUUUUCGCUCACAAGGGCUACAAGAUGAAAACCCACAAGGCCUCAGCGAAGCGGUUCAGGGUGACAGGUAAGGGGAAGAUAGUGAGGAGACGAUCCGGGAAGCAGCAUUUGUUAGCUAAGAAAAACAACAAGAGGAAAUUGCGUCUAUCGAAAAUGCACGAAGUGAGCCGGAGCGACUAUGACAACGUGAUCGGCGCUCUGCCCUACCUGAAAGUCAAUCGAAAGGCGACUUAAACAGAGCUCGCUUGAUCCUUUUCUUGUAUUUCUCAUUUUGUAAUCUAAGUUGUUAUAAUAUCCUUUUGUUGUAUGAUAAUUUGGUCUAUGAGUUGAUUUUGUUUCGAUUU